Molecule: messenger RNA, 644 nt
Organism: Eurypyga helias (sunbittern)
Lineage: Eukaryota; Metazoa; Chordata; Aves; Eurypygiformes; Eurypygidae
Product: cadherin-11-like
Exons: 3
Biological process (GO): homophilic cell-cell adhesion; cell morphogenesis; calcium-dependent cell-cell adhesion
Cellular component (GO): adherens junction; catenin complex; plasma membrane
Molecular function (GO): calcium ion binding; cadherin binding
Source: RefSeq, a predicted model, not a curated record
GAAUUAUCCGAACUGCCCUUCCAAAUAUGGACAGAGAAGCUAAGGAAGAGUAUCACGUUGUAAUACAGGCAAAAGAUAUGGGAGGACACAUGGGAGGCCUCUCAGGGACAACCAAAGUGACAAUUACACUUACAGAUGUCAAUGACAACCCACCAAAGUUCCCACAAAGUGUGUACCAGAUGUCAGUGUCGGAAGCAGCUGUCCCAGGAGAGGAAGUAGGAAGAGUGAAGGCCAAAGAUCCAGACAUUGGCGAAAAUGGCUUAGUAGCUUACAGCAUCAUUGAUGGAGAUGGCAUGGAUAUGUUUGAAAUUACAACAGAUUAUGAGACUCAGGAAGGUGUUAUAAAGCUUAAGAAGCUCUUAGAUUUUGAAACCAAAAAGUCCUACAGUCUGAAGGUAGAGGCAGCCAAUGUACAUAUUGAUCCGAAGUUCAUAAGCAAUGGGCCAUUUAAGGACACAGUAACAGUGAAGAUAUCAGUGGAAGAUGCUGAUGAGCCACCUGUAUUUUUAAAGCCAAGUUAUGUUUUUGAAGUACAAGAAAAUGCAGCAGUUGGUACUGUGGUUGGAAAAGUACAUGCCAAAGACCCUGAUGCUGCUAACAGUGCUAUAAGGUAUGCUUCAUUAGAGCAGGCUGUUUCUUACUAA